Salvelinus namaycush (lake trout) is the source of this 5193-nucleotide messenger RNA. Its product is annotated as disco-interacting protein 2 homolog C-like. The transcript has 36 exons. The coding region runs from base 1 to 4653 and encodes 1550 amino acids. Lineage: Eukaryota; Metazoa; Chordata; Actinopteri; Salmoniformes; Salmonidae. The record is from RefSeq and is a predicted model, not a curated record.
AUGGCAGAGCGUGAGGCGUCGCCGUUACCACUGGACGUUCGCGCCCGGCUGGCGGAGCUGGAGCUCGAGCUGUCAGAGGGUGACAUCACACAGAAGGGUUAUGAGAAGAAGCGGUCUAAGCUGAUCAGGGCCUACAUUCCUCAUCCUGGAGGUAUGGAGGGUAUGUCCCACCGCCCCUUCUUCGCCCCCCCGUCUGCCGCUCGCUUCCACAGACGGCGUUCUUCUGGAACACGCGAUGAACGCUAUCGUUCAGACGUCCACAGUGAGGCGGUGCAGGCAGUGUUAGCCAGACAUGUGGAGAGCAAGGUGGCAGUGCCCAUGCCCUCCAAACGACGAUCGCUGGUGGUACAGACAUCCAUGGACGCCUACACACUCCCAGACUCGUCGUCGGGCUCAGAGGAAGAGGCGGGGCCAGGCGAUGAUAUGCCAGGGAUGGAACACUGGAUGACUCGCCCCGCCCACUUAGGUCCAGCCCACCUAGGCUCCACCUCCUCGUCCUCCUCGUCCACUCAGAGCGGCGGCAGCGGCAACGCAGGACGACUGGCCGACUCGCUCGCACACACACACCUAGAGAAACACUCUGCUCCUCCUGAUGUAACUGGCUACUCAUCUGACUCCUCCCACUCCCACUCCCAUCCCCACCCCCACUCCCACUCAGAGCGCCACAUAGGAACCAUCGCCCGAAACACACAGAAAUACGGCAACGCUGAACGCAUGGAGACUGGAGACGGUGUGCCGGUCAGCAGUCGUGUGUCUGCUAAGAUCCAGCAGCUAGUGAGCACCUUGAAAAUGCCUCGUAGACCUCCGCUCAGAGAGUUCUUCGUUGAUGACUUUGAAGAACUUCUAGAAGUCCAGCAGCCAGACCCCAAGCAGCGCCGUCCGGAGGGGGCAGAGAUGUUGGCAGUGAGAGGAGAGGCUCUGGGGGUGGUGACUAACUGGCCCCCUUCCCUGGAGGCAGCUCUCCAACGCUGGGGCACCAUCAGCCCUAAAGCCCCCUGUCUCACCAGUCUGGACACCACUGGCAAACCUCUAUAUGUACUCACAUACGGGAAGUUAUGGUCUCGAAGUGUCAAGUUGGCCUUUAACAUCCUCCACAAGCUGGGCAGCAAGCAGGAGCCCAUGGUGCGACCGGGGGACAGGGUGGCGCUAGUGUUUCCUAACAAUGACCCGGUGGCCUUCAUGGUGGCCUUCUAUGGCUGCCUGCUGGCUGAGGUGGUCCCUGUGCCCAUAGAGGUGCCCCUCACACGCAAGGAUGCUGGCAGCCAGCAGAUUGGCUUCCUAUUGGGUAGCUGUGGGGUUACCGUGGCGCUGACCAGUGAUGCCUGCCAUAAAGGCCUGCCCAAGAGUGCUACAGGAGAGAUACCACAGUUCAGAGGAUGGCCUAAGCUGCUGUGGUUUGUGACUGAGUCGAAGCAUCUCUCCAAGCCUCCCAGAGACUGGUUCCCUCACAUCAAAGAUGCAAACAGCGACACAGCAUAUAUAGAGUACAAGACCUGUAAGGAUGGGAGUGUGCUGGGAGUCACGGUGAUGAGGAUCGCUCUGCUGACUCACUGCCAAGCCCUCACACAGUCCUGUGGCUACACAGAAGCGGAGACCAUAGUGAAUGUUCUAGACUUUAAGAAGGACGUGGGACUGUGGCACGGCAUCCUCACGAGCGUGAUGAAUAUGAUGCAUGUGAUCAGCGUUCCCUAUUCUCUGAUGAAGGUCAACCCGUUGUCCUGGAUACAAAAGGUCUAUCACUUUAAAGCCAAGGUAGCGUGUGUAAAGUCCAGGGACAUGCACUGGGCUCUGGUGGCCCACAGAGAGCAGAAGGACAUCAGCCUGAGUUCCCUCCGUAUGCUGCUGGUCGCCGACGGAUCGAACCCUUGGUCUAUCUCGUCCUGUGAUGCAUUCCUCAAUGUGUUCCAGAGUAAAGGCUUAAGGUCAGAGGUCAUCUGUCCCUGUGCCAGCUCCCCCGAGGCACUGACUGUUGCCAUCAGAAGGCCAGUGGAGGACAGUAGCCAGCCACCAGGACGAGGUGUUCUCUCCAUGCAGGGUCUGAGUUACAGUGUGGUCCGCGUCGACACGGAGGAACGCCUGUCAGUCCUCACUGUGCAGGAUGUGGGCACUGUCAUGCCUGGAGCCCUGGUGUGUGUGGUGAAGCCAGACGGUGUGCCUCUCCUGUGUAAGACAGAUGAGAUCGGGGAGCUGUGUGUGUGUUCCGUUGCCACGGGAACAUCCUACUACGGACUGACAGGCAUGACCAAGAACACCUUUGAGGUGUUCCCUGUAGCAUCCGGUGGAGGCCUGGUCAGUGAGUAUGCGUUUGUCCGUACGGGGCUGCUGGGCUUCGUGGGUCCAGGUGGUCUGGUGUUUAUCUCCGGCAAGAUGGACGGCCUCAUUGUGGUCAGCGGACGCAGACAUAACGCUGAUGACAUCAUAGCCACCGCACUGGCCGUGGAGCCAAUGAAAUUCAUCUACAGAGGGAGGAUAGCAGUGUUCAGUGUGACCGUGCUGCGUGAUGAGCGUAUCGUGGUCGUAGCAGAGCAGAGACCAGACUCUACUGAGGAGGACAGCUUCCAGUGGAUGAGCCGUGUGCUGCAGGCGAUAGACAGUAUCCAUGGUGUGGGUGUGUUCUGCCUGGGGUUAGUUCCAGCCAACAGCCUCCCUAAGACCCCCCUGGGGGGUCUACACCUUUCUGAGACCAAACAGCUGUACCUGGAGGGGGGGCUGCACCCCUGUAAUGUCCUCAUGUGUCCUCACACCUGUGUUACCAACCUGCCCAAACCACGACAGAAACAACCAGAGAUUGGUCCUGCGUCUGUGAUGGUGGGGAACCUGGUGUCUGGGAAGAGGAUCGCUAUGGCCAGUGGCAGAGACCUGGGACAAACUGAUGACAAUGACCAGUUCCUGUUCCUGUCAGAGGUUCUGCAGUGGAGAUCUCAGACUACGCCUGAACACAUCCUCUACACACUGCUUAGCUCCCGGGGAGCGGUGUCUAGUUCUCUGACGUGUCUUCAGCUCCAUAAGAGGGCAGAGAAAGUUGCUGCUCUGCUGCUGGAGAGAGGAGGACUACAGGAGGGAGACCACAUAGCACUGGUCUACCCACCAGGUAUAGAUCUGAUUGCAGCGUUCUACGGUUGUCUGUAUGCUGGCUGUGUUCCUAUCACGGUCCGACCGCCCCACCCACAGAACAUAUCAACCACACUGCCCACGGUCAAGAUGAUCGUAGAGGUCAGUCGUUCGGCCUGUGUGAUGACCACAGCGGUCAUCUGUAAGCUGCUGCGGUCCAAGGAGGCAGUCGCCACAGUUGACAUCAGGAACUGGCCUCCCGUCCUGGACACAGAUGACCUGCCAAAGAAGAAGUCUCCAGCGCUGUAUAAGCCCUGUAACCCUGAUGCCUUGGCCUACCUGGACUUCAGUGUGUCCACUACUGGCAUGCUGGCUGGAGUACAGGUGUCCCAUAAUGCAGUGGGAGCGUUCUGUCGGUCAGUGAAGCUGCAGUGUGAACUGUAUCCCUCCAGAGAGGUAGCGAUCUGUCUCGACCCCUACUGUGGCCUGGGCUUCGUCCUCUGGUGUCUCUGCAGUGUGUACAGUGGCCACCAGUCGAUCCUGAUCCCUCCAGUAGAGUUGGAGUCUAACCCAGCCCUGUGGCUGCUCGCUGUCAGCCAGCUCCGAGUCAGAGACACCUUCUGUUCCUACAGCGUCAUGGAGCUCUGCACUAAAGGACUGGGCCUGCAGACAGAUGCACUGAAGGCGCGGGGCCUGGACCUGUCCCGUGUGAGGGCGUGUGUUGUGGUAGCAGAGGAGAGACCCAGGAUGUCUCUAACACACUCCUUCUCCAAGCUGUUUAAAGACCUGGGCCUGCACCCCCGAUCUGUCAGCACAGCAUUCGGCUGUAGGGUCAACCUGGCUAUCUGUCUGCAGGGCACCUCCGGACCAGACCCUACUACAGUUUACGUGGACAUGAGAGCUCUGCGACAUGAUAGGGUUCGGUUGGUGGAGAGAGGUUCUCCUCACAGUCUCCCUCUCAUGGAGUCAGGAAAGAUCCUACCUGGUGUCCGCAUCAUCAUCGCCAACCCAGAGACUAAGGGACCCCUGGGAGACUCCCACCUAGGAGAGAUCUGGGUGCACAGUGCCCAUAAUGGCAGUGGAUAUUACAGUGGUUAUGGAGAGGAGGUCCUUCAGUCUGAUCACUUCACCUCCAGACUCAGCUUCGGAGACACAUCCACCGUCUGGGCUCGCACCGGAUACCUGGGCUUCUUACGACGUACUGAACUCACUGAUGCCAGCGGAGAGAGACAUGAUGCGCUGUAUGUGGUGGGCGCGUUGGAGGAGGCCAUGGAGCUGAGGGGGAUGAGGUAUCAUCCUAUAGACAUCGAGACCUCCGUCAUCAGGACGCACCAGAGCAUCAUGGAAUGUGCGGUGUUUCCCUGGACUAACCUGCUGGUAGUUGUGGUGGAACUAGAAGGCUCGGAGCAGGAAGCCCUGGACCUGGUUCCCAUGGUGACCAAGGCGGUGCUGGAAGAGCAUUACCUCAUCGUUGGUGUCGUCGUAGUAACGGACAUCGGGGUGAUCCCCAUCAACUCUCGCGGGGAGAAGCAGCGCAUGCACCUCCGAGAUGGCUUCCUACAGGACCAGCUCGACCCCAUCUACGUGGCUUAUAACAUGUAACCCAGCCGCCCCAUCCGGGGGGGUGGGGGUGUGGGUGGAUGUAAGAGAGGGGGAUGUGUGUGUGUUAGCAUGUGUGUGUAUGCGUACGUGCGUGUAUAUCGCUGGUGUUGUUCAUUUCAAAUCAAGACGUACUGUAUUUUUGAAUCUGCACAUGGUCAUAUGGUGUGGUGCCAGUUGUCUGAUCCUUUAGUUGUGCUGUGGUGGAGGUAUGGCUGUUUCUGCACCCCCGGUUAAACCUGACACCUAGACAGGAAGUCGCUGUACAAAGCCUUAGAGGAACACUGUGUACUGACUACACCACUGGUUGUUAGGAGAGAGAGAAAAUAUCUCUGAACAUAUCUGUUAUCUUAAUGAAAUAGACAUGAAAAAUUAAGUUAUUAAAGUAUAUUGUCAGAAAAAGACAGGGGGUUCAGAUUAGUGUAUAAAUAUAAAUAUUGUACAUAAACAAAAUUAUCUAUACGGCGAGAACUGAAACACACUGAGGGCCUGUUAUACAGCUUUCUCCACCUGCGGUGUGUGUGUGUGUGUGUGUGUGUGUGU